AUGGGUGAGGGAUUGGAAUGCCUAAUGUUGAGUUCUGGGAACAAUGCAAUCCGCGGGAGUAGCACAUUGUCAUCAACUGAUGUCCCUCCACUGCCUCAGUGUCUGAUGUUGGAGCCGAUUACAUUAGGCAAUCAGAAAUAUACACGCGCUGGAGAGCUGAGGAGGGUUCUGGAUACCUCUCUCGGAAGCACUUCAGGGAAUUCUGUUGGAGCUGGUCAUGUGAAGCCUACACCUCCCGUAGCGAGAGAGGAUUUAAAGAACUUUAAAGAGAGUGUGCAAGAUGCAUCUAGAAAAGCCAGGUAUCUCUUUUUAUUUGUUUGA
Ilex paraguariensis (yerba mate) is the source of this 321-nucleotide messenger RNA. The record is from the annotation of a GenBank genome assembly. NCBI's taxonomy places the organism in Eukaryota, Viridiplantae, Streptophyta, Magnoliopsida, Aquifoliales, Aquifoliaceae.